Molecule: messenger RNA, 1758 nt
Organism: Parnassius apollo (apollo)
Lineage: Eukaryota; Metazoa; Arthropoda; Insecta; Lepidoptera; Papilionidae
Source: the annotation of a GenBank genome assembly
AUGUUAUUUUCACGAACCAGCAACGAUAAGUCGGGUGCGGAGAGGUCUACGCUCACUAACAGCAAUGCAGCGCGCGAUUCCAAUUAUUCAUACAGACGAUUUCAAUUAGAUAAACUGGAAGACGUUCUGGAAGACCUGUUCGCAUUGUCGGAUGGUGAACACUCUGAAGACGAUAACGAAAGUGACGAGAACGAUACCGAAACUAUUUUCAUACCGCCAAGUAAUGCUGAACUUCAAGAAAUUUUGGAUCCAAACUUGCCUCUUAGAUCUGCAUCAGUUUCAAACCUGGGGAUAGUCGUCUUCUCCUGCAGAAUGUCACUUCGAGAUAGAGAUAUAGAAGAUCUAUUGUCUGCUUUGGAAAGUGGUGAUAUUUCCGAUGAUGGCCUGGAAGACGAGGAUGAUGAUGAGGAACGUUUUUAUAGCAAUGUUCGAGAAAUUAUCCACGAUUUAGAAGAAGAGAACGUCGAUACUGCUGAUGAUGAUAACGAUCCUCCACUUGUUCAGUAUAAAAAGGCAGAUCCUGUGCACGAGCCUGAACCUAGGCAAGGAAAUCAAAAUUUAUUGAAUUCUUGUUUCGACAAAAGAAAACUUAUAUGGAAAACAGACAGUUUAGUUUUCGACGAAUCUAAUCUUACACAUAAAGCUAGUGUUACAGACCCUGAGAUAGCUGACCUCGAUACACCAUACAGGUGCUUCCUACAUUAUUUCAUGCCAGAAUUCAUUAAAAAAAUAGUAAAUGAAACAAAUUUGUAUGCCACGCAACAAAAUCCUACAAAAUCAUUUUCCAUAAGUGACGCCGAACUAAAAAAAUAUCUAGGGUUUGAAGAUAAUAUUUAUAAGCUUUGCAACACAUGUAACAAGGCAUAUCAUCUUAAAUGUCUAACCAAUGAUGUCGACAAUUUGAAAGCGAUAAAGCAUGCUACUGACUGGAUCGGUCCAUGUUGCAUUAGACCUCUCCACGCGACUGGCAAUAAGGAUAACACACCAGUAAAAUGUGACCCUAAUAUUACAGUACGAGCCUCCAAAAGACAGGCAUUGUCAUCCCCCCCGGAAAUUGAAAUUGAAGGCCCUGUAACACGUACAGAGGUGCGUAACAUUAUGGAGGAAAUUAUUCAAAAGCAUAUAUCAGACCUUAUGGUUCAGAUGACCAAAAACAAAAUUGAGGAGAUGGCUGAACUUAUACCAUCCAAUGCUUUAGUUGACUACUCUGAUUCUACACAUUGCUCGUCUACCGACCAAAACUCUGAAGUAGAAAAGGAUUUUAGUGGAUGUGACUCUGACCAGUCUUGGCAUAUUCCUAUCAGAAGAAAAAAGAAAAGGCUAGUAUUUACAAGUAUGGACGACUACACUUGCCCAUCCACGUCUGCUAUUCAAAUUCAACCAAAGAAAGUUCUGAUAGCACAGAAGAGGAAGACUCAGCCUUUUUUACCAAACAAAAUUAAAAUACAAACAAGCAAGCUGCGUAACGCUAGAUUUGAAAAAGGCGACAAGUUCUAUCUUAAAUACGACUAUGAUGGACCCGAACAAGCUAUUGAUGUGUCUCUUAUAUUGAGGUCUCGGCAGAAUCAACAAGCUAUUCGUGAACCUAAAACUGCUUACACUGAAAAACUUCCCAUCUCAAAGGCGAAAUACGAAGAUUUAAAGAAAAUGUGCGAAAAGGGUAUCAUACCAGAAUUUUAUACAAAAGAAUAUCUGGAUUUGCCCUGCGAUAGAAACACAAGAGACGCUUUACCUGAGACUGAUGAAGACGAGGACUGA